AUGGCUAUUGACGGCGAGGCUGACGAGCAAGAAACACAGGCCCUGGCUAAAAUAGCAAAUGAGGAGUACAAGACUUGGAAGAAAAACUCGCCCUUUCUCUACGAUUUAGUCUUGACACAUGCCUUGGACUGGCCUACCCUAACAACCCAAUGGUUCCCGGAUCAAGAGUUGUCGGCGGACAAGUCGCAUACCACUCAAAGGAUCCUCAUCGGCACCCAUACUUCGGAUAAUGAGCCCAACUAUCUGCAAAUCGUAAAUGUCAGGUUACCCAAUCCGAAUUCCGAAGAAUUGGGUCUGGAUAAGUAUGAUGAGCAAUCAGGAGAAAUAGGAUCUUAUAGUGAUACCCAACCCCGUUUCAAAAUCAUACAAUCGAUUCCGCACGUCGGUGAAGUAAAUCGGGCGCGGUAUAUGCCACAAAAUCCCGACUUAAUCGCGACAAAAACAAUCACAGGCGAUGUUUACGUUUUCGAUCGGACCAAGCAUCCAUCAGAUCCCCCAAAAGAUAAUAUUUGCAAGCCUGACAUCAACUUGAGAGGGCACUCGAAGGAAGGCUUUGGACUUGAUUGGAAUCCAACCAAGUCUGGCGAAAUUUUGAGUGCAUCGGAGGACGAAACAAUCUGCCAUUGGGACAUAACUGCCUAUGCAAAAGGGAAUCCGGUCAUGGAGCCGUAUCGUGUGUACAAAGGACACAGUUCUAUAGUUUCAGACGUUUCGUGGCAUUCAUCGCAAGGCCACUUGUUCGCCUCAGUCAGUGAUGAUAAGCAAUUGCUCAUAUGGGAUACGAGGAACCCCGACACAACGAAGGCUGCUCAAGUGGUCAUUGAGGCGCAUAACGGCGAGAUAAACACCGUUGCAUUUUCACCGCAAUCCGAAUUUCUGCUUGUGACUGGCGGGGCUGACCAGAACAUCAAUCUUUGGGACAAUCGAAACUUAUCGAACAAGCUCCACUGUCUACAAUCUCACCAAGACGAGCUCAUCUCCCUCGCAUGGUCCCCUUUUCAUCCGACUGUGUUUUGUUCAGGUUCAUCUGAUCGCAGGAUUAACAUAUGGGACCUAAGUAAAAUCGGCGAAGAGCAGACUCCCGAUGAUGCUGAGGAUGGCCCGCCGGAACUUCUCUUCAUCCACGGUGGACAUACCGCCAGACCAACAGAUGUCAGUUGGAGUCCUACUACACCCUGGCACCUCGUCAGUGCAGCCGAAGAUAAUGUGAUCCAACUAUGGUCACCUAAUUCAACCAUAACAAAAGGUCCCAACGGUAUUAGCAUACCUCUGGACGAACUAGAAUAA
This is a messenger RNA of Puccinia graminis f. sp. tritici CRL 75-36-700-3, 1287 nucleotides long. RefSeq names its product histone-binding protein RBBP4. Lineage: Eukaryota; Fungi; Basidiomycota; Pucciniomycetes; Pucciniales; Pucciniaceae. Gene Ontology annotation, cellular component: cytoplasm; Rpd3L-Expanded complex; nucleus. The transcript is spliced from 10 exons. The record is from RefSeq and is a predicted model, not a curated record. Gene Ontology annotation, molecular function: histone binding. The coding region runs from base 1 to 1287 and encodes 428 amino acids. Gene Ontology annotation, biological process: regulation of gene expression.